Messenger RNA from Oncorhynchus mykiss (rainbow trout), 2356 nucleotides. RefSeq names its product RNA-binding protein 38. Gene Ontology annotation, cellular component: nucleus; cytosol. Gene Ontology annotation, biological process: regulation of RNA splicing. Lineage: Eukaryota; Metazoa; Chordata; Actinopteri; Salmoniformes; Salmonidae. The record is from RefSeq and is a predicted model, not a curated record. Gene Ontology annotation, molecular function: mRNA 3'-UTR binding.
UCCCGGAAAUUUUUCAGUAGCGGCAAGUGAAGCAAACAAGUUAAAGGUGUAGAAGAACAGGGUGUAUAAUUGCAAGCAAUGUACUGAAAUAUAGAUGUAACAAGAAGUUAAAAGACUGAAUCACGGAAGGAGCAACAAGCGAGAACAGACGCCUGUUGCCUAUUUGAAGACAUCGUUUGAACCGAACAGCUGCGUAGGCAUUUAAUGCUGGACAAAUAUCAAUAGUUGGUUAACCAACUACCUUUUAACUGUUCACUAGUCUUUAGCCAAUUUUUCUUACCGGCUCGCCAAUGCUUUUGCAUCAGUUCAUGAACGGAGGCCUGGAAGUGAUGCAUUCUACAGCAAUUCAAAAAGACACCACUUUUACAAAGAUUUUCGUUGGUGGUUUGCCCUACCACACUAACGAUGCAUCCUUGAGAAAGUAUUUCGAGGCCUUCGGCGAUAUCGACGAGGCGGUGGUGAUAACGGACAGACAGACGGGGAAAUCCAGAGGAUAUGGCUUUGUGACAAUGCUAGAUCAGGGAGCAGCAGAGAGGGCCUGUAAAGACCCCAACCCCAUCAUUGACGGACGCAAGGCCAACGUAAACCUGGCUUACAUAGGUGCCAAGCCCCGCGGUAUGCAGAUAGGUGAGCCGACCAGGGGCAUUUCCAUUGGAGUGCAGCCUAUUCACCCAGGGCUCAUCCAGAGGCAGUAUGGGUUGGCCCAGCAGUAUGUGUACCCCCAGGCCUACCUUCAGCCUAGCCUGGUGCUCCCUUCUCAGGUGUCCUCCUCCGUCAGCUCCCCCUACCUGGACUACAGUGCUGCUUACACCCAGUACGCCCAGGCCGCAUUCGAGCAUUACCCCUACGCUGCCUCCCCAGGGUUCCUGGGCUACGGCUACGCCCCCAGCCCUGCCACCGCCCCCUCCCAAGCCACUAUUCACCAGACCCUCCCCACAGGGGCAGGCCCAGCACCCGCCUUCCUGCAGUACGCCCCCCAGCAGCACGUUCAGCCAGACCGCAUGCAGUGAGGAGAGGCAGGAUGCAAGGAGUCCUAUAGGCCUGGGGUGUCACCCUGGACUGCCCAUGCCUCAGCCAGGGCUUUCAGGGAAUGGGCUGAAGGACUAUUGCAUGGUACCAUCAGGAUGAGCCCCCUCAUGGGUCUUGGGAGGGUUUUGAUGACCGGAUGGGAGGCUAGAAUUAAACGUGUGGUCACUGAGGGCUUCCAGAUGCAGACACUUGAUUUUUUUUUAUUAUUACUGUCUCUUUAUUGUAUCAGUGUUAGUAUCUUAUUAUCAAUGUAAUUAUUAUAUUUUGUUUCAACAAAAAACGCUACAUACUUGUAUUUGAAGAGAGCGAAGGGGGGGGGGGGGCUUACCUGGACAUUGACCCCUCAUCCCCCUCGUCUUUGCCAGGGCAUGGGUUAAGUGAAGGCACUGCUGCUUGGAUACAUAGUGGUUGGGCAUUGGGUGAGAGGCACAGUGCCAACUGUUUCCAUCCACACCAGAGGCGAGGACUCAGCUGUCUGAUACACCCCCGGUGUUACUGGUCCUACACCAUGAGUGGUCGUGGUUCUCUCUGAGCCUUUCAGAGGUCAUCAAGGACUAAAUGGAGAGCGGAGAUUCUGGGAUCCCCCCCUUCUCCGAGACUGUGAAAUUGUUAAAGUCAGGACUACAUUUCUUUUUUAUUAAAGAGGCCUUAACUCCUGUUUUUACAACACUUCCUUUUAACCCCUUAACUCAGAGCUAACAGGGAGAGUCCUUACUCAUUUUCACAUGGCCUGGGCUCUUCAUAUUUAUACCAGACACUCUUCUAGUCUAUUGGCACACUUUGUCUUGAUUAUUGGAGACCGAAGUAGAUCGUCAUAUGCAGGAAGUGGGAGGAGGGGUCAAAGAGCAUUGGGCGUUGACGUGCAAGGUAGCUGACAACGAUACCCACUACCUGUUUAUUUAGUCUAACUGUUCAUCUAAGAUUGUCAAAUGUUGAUCUCUCAAAGGACAUUCAUGUACAGUAUUUUUAAAUGUUUCCAUUAUCAAGUACAUUUAUUAUACUAUAUUUAUGUUUAGGUAUUUAUAGGAAAUUCUAAGUUAAUCAUUUUUUGUAACUUGGUCCAAAUAGUUGCAGCACUGAAGUCCUAUAACUUGGUAAGUGUAUGUGCAAAUCCACAAAUGUGUCUUUAUUCAUUUGAUGGACAUUCUCUUUUCCAUUUUUCCUGGGAACCCAUUGGGUUUUCCUGUAUGCACAACUCUAGAUGCUUUAGUUUCUCCGGCUGCUGGCUGGGAUCAGACUCUGUUACUUUCAGAAAGAUGUCAUUUCCAGUCCCUUCAAAGAAGCCAUACCAAAAAAAAAUUUAAAAUAAAGAAUUUGUAUUUAUAAA